Molecule: messenger RNA, 1998 nt
Organism: Alternaria rosae
Lineage: Eukaryota; Fungi; Ascomycota; Dothideomycetes; Pleosporales; Pleosporaceae
Product: heterokaryon incompatibility protein-domain-containing protein
Exons: 3
Coding region: 1-1998 (665 amino acids)
Source: RefSeq, a predicted model, not a curated record
AUGGCCCAAUACUUCUACCAGUCACUGGACGAAAACAACAAUGAGAUCCGGCUGAUAACACUACUCCCCGCGGCGGAUCGAGAUAGCGAAGUGAUCUGCGAUAUCAACAUCGUUCGACUCGCAGAAGACGACAUACCACAAUAUGAAGCGUUGUCAUACACUUGGGGCUCCGCCGAAUCGCCUGUCAGGCUCCGAGUUUCGCCAGACAGCGACCACAACAUCGAUAUCACCAAGAAUCUUGCGGAAGCCUUGCCGUACCUUCGUGAUACUGCUGCACCCAGAAUACUAUGGAUAGACGCUAUUGCGAUCAAUCAAAAAGACCUGGGCGAGAGAGGUCAGCAGGUCCAGCGGAUGGCUGAUAUCUUCAGCUUAGCAGAAAGAGUUAUCGUUUGGUUAGGCAUGGACGAUGCUAACAGUAAGACCGUCAUGGAAAUAUGCGAGUUCCUUGUCACGAAGGUUGAAUUCGAUGACGAAAAGGGUGGACUGAGAAGUCUUUCCGAUCAACCAAAUGAUGUUCACUGGGGCGACGAAAGCGAACGGCUUCCCUAUGAUAUAGAGACCUGGCAAACCAUUACCGAUUUCUUGCGGAGACCUUGGUUCCAUCGACUUUGGAUAUGGCAGGAGAUCCGCCUGGCUAAACCAAACGCAAUGAUAAUGUGUGGCACCGACUCGAUGCAUUGGACACAACUCCGACCUUUGCUGGGUUGUAUUGUCUGCAAGGAAUCCUCGAUCCCGUCUGAGAUCCGUGGAUUCGAAGACGCCUGGAAAAGCGUCUUGAAUGGCUAUUUUCUUGCGAACUUAACCAGUUCAACAUUCAGGCGUUUGCUUAUGAUGAUGCAACAUGCUCGAUGCGUCGAUCCGCGAGAUCGUGUAUACGGCAUUCUGGGACUAUUUUCCAGGAUGAACAUGCCAAUCGAUCUACAACCAGAUUACGAGAAACCAGUGGUAGAUGUAUACAUGGAUCUGAUGAUGCACUUCACACAGAAGUCGGAGAACCUUGAUCUGUUGCGCCUAUGCCAAUACCGUGAGACAAUGGCAAGUUGGCCCUCGUGGAUACCUGAUCUUACGGACUUUGAGGUGGGCUGCGAAAUAGAAUCGCGGGCUUCCGGAUCUUCUACGUGCGAGGUGGCGCUGUUACAAGACAGGGGCUUGAGAGCGACGGGGAGGAGACUAUGUCAAAUUGUCAGUGUGGAUAGUUCUGUUGUGCCAUAUGGACACUGCAAUCCUAAGAUUCGACGGUGGGCAAGAGGUAUAGAUAUGACUUCUAGUUAUGUCGAUGGCAGACCCAUGGCCGAGGCGUUUUCUCUUAGUAUUUGUGCAGGCGCCGUAUCGGACUUGCAUGUGCCACCUCAUGCGACAGCGCCAAAUUUACAGUCAACUCUAGCGUUCCUCCAGGACAUCCUAAGGCUUGAAGACAACGAAGUCGUUAAGUAUCAGGGCGAGGAUGUUGUAUCAAAGCAGGUGUCAUUUGCGUGCGCGCGCCGAGCGUUCUUCACAACAUCCUCUAAUCAUUUCGGCAUAGGCCCCUUAGGUGCGCGCGAGGGCGACCAUAUAUGCGUACUGCUGGGAUGCGACGUUCCCAUGGUUAUUCGCGCAGAUUCAAAUGGGAGGUAUAAGAUCAUUGGACAAGGUUACGUAUCUGGAAUCGGUAACAACGAAGCAUUUCUGGGCCCCUUGCCAAGUGGAUUUAAAGAGGUGUCACGUUAUGACGCUGAAUUCAAGGUUCAUGAUCGUGUCUUUGUACAUCAAGAGACCGGGAAGUUUCAGAUCGAAGAUCCGAGACUAGGUACUGAGCUGCCAUCAGUAUUUACGACUCUGUUACGUCCUCGCGGGCUGAGCUCUCGAAAGCUUGAAACUAAUGUGAAUGAUGUGAAGAUUCAGCGCGAGCACAAGAAGGCCGACAAGGCUGGCACCCGCGCGCCAGUCAAGGCGAACGGUCUUCCCGUCAAGGCACCGAAGCCGACGUCCAUCGUAGGCACUCUUGCACUUCCCAGUUGA